GUAUUAUCAACAGUCGUCACACAACAUAACCUCUCUCACUCAAAAUUCUCUCUCUCUUCUCUCCCUCUUCCUUCUUUUCUCCUUUCAAUCCUCCUUCUUUUUUUACUUUAUAAAUUUAAUCACUCAAAUUUUCAUAAUAGUAGUAUGAGCCUCAAAAUCAAAGCUUCUUCAUGGAAAGUGUGUAUGUGUAUGUGAUGUGAUAUAUUUAUUGAGGUUUUAUAAAACUUAACAAAGGUAAGGUUUUUCUUUUUUUGAAUUAGAUGUUAGAUUUAUCAUUAUGGAGGUUAUAACAACACCAACCACAAACACAAACACAAACACAAACAUUACAUCUUUAACAAGUUCGAAAUCACCAGAGCCCGAAUCAGAAAACCCGACCCGAAUCCAACAACUACCCACAAACACAACAACCUCAAACAUAACAAAGCCAAUAACUUUUUCAAAUGGGGUUCUUAAACGUCUCAACCCAAACACAAACAACCACCACAACAACCACCAUGCUCAACCACCAAUGGUUGUUACUUACAAAGAAUGUCUCAAAAACCACGUGGCAACUUUAGGUGGUCACGCGCUUGACGGUUGUUGUGAAUUCAUGCCGUCGCCAACCGCCACCUCCGACGACCCAACAUCCAUAAAAUGCGCCGCAUGCGGUUGUCACCGGAAUUUUCACCGCCGUGAACCGGAAGAACCAAUUUCAACCGUUUUUGAAUAUCAACCUCACCACCGCCACCAUCCACCGCCGCCACUUUUUCAGUCCCGGAGUCCUAGUUCGCCGUCACCGCCGCCGAUCUCAUCAUACCCAUCAGCACCUCAUAUGCUGUUAGCACUCUCCGGCGCCGGAGUUGGUCUCUCAAUCCCACCGGAAAACACGGCGGCGCCGGUAAACCUUAGCUCUCCGAUGGGAACUAAUAGAAAAAGAUUUAGAACAAAGUUCACACAAGAACAGAAGGAAAAGAUGCAUGAAUUUGCUGAAAGUGUUGGGUGGAAGAUGCAGAAAAGAGAUGAAGAAACGGUUAAUGGAUUUUGCAAUGAAGUUGGUGUUGAUAGAAGUGUUCUCAAAGUUUGGAUGCAUAACAAUAAGAACACUUUGGGAAGAAAAUUGUCAGAUCAUGCCGGAGACGGUGCCGGAGCAGCCGUGGACGGUGUCUCCGGUGGUGGUUGUGCUGUUAAUGAGAAUGAUGAGAAUCAUAAUAAUGGGACUAAUGUUGCUGCUAGUACUACUAAUGGGUCUUCUUCUUCUUCUUGAUCUUUUUUUAUGAGAUUAAAAAAAAAGAGGGAAUAAUAAUAAUUCAUAUGUUUAGAUUAUUAUAGAGUAAUUAAGAUCGUUGGUACUAGUUAAUUUAGUUUUUUUUUUCUUCAAUUUAAUUGUUUAGUUUUUCUUGAUUAAUGAGAUUUAUGAUAAUCAACUUUCGGGUUAACAAACUAGUUGUUUUUAUUUUUUUAUUUGAUUGUUUAGUUUUAGUUAAUUAGUGAGAUUAUUAUGAUUAUCAACUUCA
This is a messenger RNA of Cicer arietinum (chickpea), 1496 nucleotides long. RefSeq names its product zinc-finger homeodomain protein 11-like. Gene Ontology annotation, molecular function: transcription cis-regulatory region binding; DNA-binding transcription factor activity. Gene Ontology annotation, biological process: regulation of DNA-templated transcription; regulation of developmental process. NCBI's taxonomy places the organism in Eukaryota, Viridiplantae, Streptophyta, Magnoliopsida, Fabales, Fabaceae. The record is from RefSeq and is a predicted model, not a curated record. Gene Ontology annotation, cellular component: nucleus.